This is a messenger RNA of Penaeus chinensis, 1875 nucleotides long. RefSeq names its product boophilin-G2-like. The transcript is spliced from 4 exons. NCBI's taxonomy places the organism in Eukaryota, Metazoa, Arthropoda, Malacostraca, Decapoda, Penaeidae. The record is from RefSeq and is a predicted model, not a curated record. Gene Ontology annotation, molecular function: serine-type endopeptidase inhibitor activity. The coding region runs from base 155 to 679 and encodes 174 amino acids.
GGAGCAGAGGCACCACGAACACCUCUCGCUCGCUUACUCUAGUGUAUCGCGAGAGAUCACGGCGCUGUUCAGAAUCAGGCGCGAACGGUUGUUUACUCUGUGUUAAUUCCCAUUGUUCAAAAUCACCAGCCAAAGAAAUCCCCCCAAAAACAAAAUGGAGUUGAUCAUUAUCUUUAUCUCGCUCACCUCAUUCGCCGCUGCCAUGAGAGGAAACGCUAUUACAGACGAUGGGGCGGCAAGAGGACCCGUCGACUGCAGUGCCGAGAGGGACGUGGGCUCUUGUGCUAGCCAGGAGGAGGCCUGGUAUUACAACGCGGAGGCGGACAAGUGCCACUUCUUCGUGUACUCGGGCUGCGGCGGCAACACUAACAGGUUCCCCAACAGGAUGGCUUGCGAGGAGUCGUGCCAGAAGCUGCGGUGCCCUGAGCUCGACUGCCCCUACAGCUGCACGCGAGGCAAGACGAAGACGGGAUGUGACACCUGCAACUGCACUUCCGAGGAAGCCACGUACGUAUGCGGGCAGCCGGAGCAGCGCGGGUACUGCCGGGCGCUGCACCACCGAUGGGUCUGGGACGCCAAGCAGAGGACCUGCUCCCUCUUCGUCUACGGCGGCUGCGGUGGCAACGAGAACAACUUCGAGACCGAGGAGACGUGCCUCGAAGUGUGCUCGAGGACGUAAGGCCUAACUUCAGGAGGAAAAGGAAAGCGGGAGUAAGGAAGAACGAGUCUGCAGAUGUGUCAGUAUUUCUUCAAAGGAAUGUUGUUCUCAGUGUGUGUGCAGUAUACUGGACAGUGCCCUGUGUUAGGGUCAUGUCGUCAUCUUCAGUGUUCCAGGUUUAGCUGUGUUCUGUCACGGGUCAUAUUGGUUUAAUCAUAACGUAUUUUUUUUUCUAAAAUUCACACAAGUUGCCAGUUUUCUCUUUCUCUACAUGUCGCAUAUUGUAUUUCACAUAUAAAACACACUGAAAAUCGCCCUGAAACAACGGUAUUAUGCAUAGUCUUACUAUCAUUACGAUAUGGUACAAAAUGUCAUUGUUUAUUUCUUCAUGAGGAGCGAUUCUGAAGGUCUAACCAGUGAUGAAUGAAAUCUACUAAUAUGGCGAAUUGCGCUUUUGUUAAAAUAGGGAGAGAAAUUGAUCCUACCUUGGUUAUAAAUAUAUUCCAUGUUACCACCUAUGUUACCAUUUAUAUAUGUUUUUUUUUUCUUUCGUCUCAAUGGAUCUCCUCGCUGAAUGGUGAAAAAAUUACCCAAAAAAAUACAUUUUUUCUUUGUUUAAGUUGCAAAAGCCAUCAGCGGGGAAAACGGUGUUCCUUUUAUGUUACCAUGUGUGCUGAGGGUUGUGCAAGUCAUCGAGUCUUAGGUUAGUCUUGCAAGUGUGUAAGAUGUUUCGCAUGAAGGAAGUAUGUGUUCACGUACACGAAUAGGUGCGUUUGUAUGUAGAUUGUAAAAAAAAAAAAAAAAAAAAAAAAAAAAGAAAAAAAAAAAAGAAACAUCAAAUAGUACGGUUUCAUAUCUUCAUAAUGACGUAAUUUUCCCCCUCCACCUUCCCUUACCCAACCAAUCCACAUAACAUCUCCGCCUCCACCGUCCCACCCUAGAUAGACCCCCCCUUGUCCUAUACCCCCUCCCCACCAGCCUAACUACCCCCUCCCCCCACCCCACCGCACCCACAGCCUUCUUCUCUCGUAUCCGGAUUUUUGAAUAUUUUUUUUUUUUUCAUACACGAGAAGAAAAUUUCGGCCUUGUUUUCGUUGUUAUAUCUCUUGUUGCUUCUUUUAUCAUGUUACCAUUUUAGAUUAAGAAAUACAUAUAUCAUAGGUAUAUGAAUAUGGAUAUAUAUAUACACACAGUAUAUACAUAUAUAUAUAUAUAUA